Messenger RNA from Brassica oleracea var. oleracea, 2969 nucleotides. RefSeq names its product protein argonaute 7. The transcript is spliced from 3 exons. NCBI's taxonomy places the organism in Eukaryota, Viridiplantae, Streptophyta, Magnoliopsida, Brassicales, Brassicaceae. Gene Ontology annotation, biological process: regulatory ncRNA-mediated post-transcriptional gene silencing. Gene Ontology annotation, molecular function: RNA binding; protein binding. Gene Ontology annotation, cellular component: cytoplasm. The record is from RefSeq and is a predicted model, not a curated record. The coding region runs from base 1 to 2931 and encodes 976 amino acids.
AUGGAAGAAAAAGCUCAGAGUCAUCAUACUACCAGACACACCCUUAAUUCCAAAUCAAGAACACCUCUUCUCCGCAAGCCUCCUCCCCUUUACCAUGUUCACACCAAUCCUCCUCCUUUCCCUUCUUCUCCCCAACAAAAUCUAAGCCUCGUCCCGUCCAAUCUCCACUCUAGCUACUACUACUAUUACUACUGCUUUUACUCUCAGUUUCACAACACUCUUCCUUCUCUUCCUUUACUUCCUCUACCUACUGACCAAAGAUUCUUCCACCCGAUGACCAAAGCUCUCCCUCUUACCCCAGUUGUGGAGAGAAAGCAUCAGCAACAGCCGAAGACGCAAGUUUCAGAACAUAGAAACAUCAAAGUUGGGUCCACAGGAACAGCAACAGAAGCAGCAUUAGUGGUUGCUAAAAGACCUGACUCUGGUGGUCAUGAAGGCUCUGUUAUAUAUCUCCUAGCCAACCAUUUUCUUGUCAAGUUUGAUCCUUCACAGAAGAUUUACCAUUACAACGUUGACAUCUCUCCAAACCCUUCAAAAGAAAUUGCUCGGAUGAUCAAACAGAAACUCCUGGAGACUGAACCGAGAAGCUUCUCUGGUGCUGUCCCUGCUUUUGAUGGUAGGAAGAACAUUUACAGCCCUGUGGAGUUUCAAGAAGAUAGGCUUGAGUUCUUUGUUAACCUCCCUAUCCCAUCAUGCAACACUUUGAUGAAGUGUUGUGACUUGCGCGAGAAGCUACCUCAGAAGAAGGUUGAUAAACUUUUUAGGGUUAACAUGAGGCUUGUGUCCAAGUUUGAUGGGAAGGAACAGAGGAAGGAAGGUGAAAACUGGGCUCCUCUGCCUCAAGAAUACAUUCAUGCUCUUGAUGUGAUCUUGAGGGAGAAUCCAAUGGAGAAGUGUACUUCCAUUGGAAGAUCUUUUUAUUCGACUUCUAUGGGUGGAUCCAAGGAGAUUGGAGGUGGAGCUGUUGGACUCAGAGGGUUUUUCCAGAGCCUUAGACAGACUCAACAAGGUUUAGCACUUAACAUGGAUCUCUCAAUAGCAGCAUUCCAUGAAAGCAUUGGUGUAAUAGCUUACUUGCAGAAGAAGCUAGGUCUUCUCAAGGAUCUUUCUAGGAACAAAGGCAGAGAACUUAGCUUGGAGGAAAGGAGAGAAGUUGAGAAAGAAAUUAAGAACAUAAGAGUAUUUGUUUGCCACAGAGAAACUGUUCAAAGAUACCGAGUAUACGGGUUAACAGAUGAGAUCACUGAGAGAUUAUGGUUUCCUGAUAGAGAUGGGAAGCAAAUAAGGCUUGUGAGUUACUUCAAAGAUCAUUAUGGCUAUGAGAUUCAGUUCAAGAACUUGCCAUGUCUUCAGAUUAGUAGAACAAGACCUUGUUUCCUUCCUAUGGAACUAUGUAUGAUCUGUGAAGGCCAAAAGUUUCUUGGAAAGCUUUCAGAUGAUCAGGCUGCAAAAAUUAUGAAAAUGGGCUGCCAGAAACCUAAUGAAAGGAAAGCUAUUAUUGACAAUGUUAUGGCAGGACCGGUCGGUCCAUCGAGUGGAACUCAAACGAGAGAGUUCAACUUGGAGGUCUCUAGAGAAAUGACAUUGCUGAAAGGAAGAAUACUUCAGCCCCCAAAGCUUAAACAUGACAGGUCAAGGAACCUACUAGAGAGCCGAGCUUUUAAAGGGACUCGAGUCGAGAUAUGGGCUUUGAUGAGUAUUGGAGGCAGCCCUGACCAGAAAUCUACCAUUCCCAAGUUCAUAAACGAGCUCACUCAAAAGUGUGAGCAUUUAGGAGUCUUCCUAAGCAAGUACACUUUAAGCAGCACCUUCUUUGAGCCAUCACACAUACUCAACAACACUACUCUUCUUGAGUCUAAACUGAAGGAUAUUCAAAGAGCUGCAUCAAACAAUCUCCAGCUGAUUAUCUGUGUAAUGGAGAGAAAACAUAAAGGGUAUGGAGAUCUAAAGAGGAUAGCAGAGACAAGAAUUGGUGUUGUGACACAAUGCUGCUUAUACACUAACAUCACUAAGCUCAGUUCUCAGUUUGUUUCAAACUUGGCUCUCAAGAUAAACGCCAAGAUUGGUGGGGCAAUGACAGAGCUCUACAACUCAAUACCUUCUCACAUUCCAAGAUUGAUUAGAGUCGAUGAGCCGGUGAUCUUCAUGGGAGCUGACGUAACGCAUCCUCAUCCGUUUGAUGAUUGCAGCCCUUCUGUAGCGGCUGUGGUCGAGAGCAUAAACUGGCCAGAAGCUAACAGAUACGUCUCUAGAAUGCGGUCUCAGACUCAUAGGCAAGAAAUCAUUCAAGAUCUUGACUUGAUGGUCAAGGAACUUCUUGAUGAUUUCUACAAAGCCCUAAACAAGCUUCCGAACCGGAUCAUAUUUUUCAGAGACGGUGUGAGUGAGACACAGUUCAAGAAAGUCCUCCAAGAAGAGCUUCAAUCCAUCAAAGCCGCUUGUUCUAAGUUCCAAGGUUACUAUCCGACCAUCACUUUCUCCGUGGUCCAGAAAAGACAUCACACGAGGCUGUUUCGGUGCGGUCCUGACCAUGAUCAGAACAUCCCUCCUGGAACGGUGGUUGAUACGGUGGUAACUCAUCCGAAAGAGUUUGAUUUCUAUCUUUGUAGCCACGUGGGAGUAAAGGGCACGAGCAGGCCAACUCAUUAUCACAUCUUGUGGGAUGAGAGCGAGUUUACUUCAGAUGAGUUGCAGAGACUUGUGUAUAACUUGUGUUACAAUUUCGUGAGAUGCAAGAAACCUGUUUCCAUUGUGCCACCGGCAUAUUACGCUCACCUUGCAGCAUACAGAGGAAGACUAUACAUCGAGAGAUCGUCUGAAGCUAAUGGAGGAUCCAUGAAUCCAUCUUGUGUCUCUCGAGUGGGUCCCCCCAAGACGAUUCCAUUACCUAAACUAAGUGAUAAUGUUAAGAAUCUCAUGUUUUACUGUUGACUAUUAAGAAAGUGUUCUUAAUUUGAGUUCCACUUCAA